GGCAGAGUCGUAAAUCCCUAAAAAUGAAUCGCUUCCCGUUACCGUAGCUCGCAGUAAUUAAUUGAGGGGUUAAAUUAUAUGUUCUCUGUAAAAAUACUACUAGUAUUUUUUUAUUUUUUAUUUUUAAUUUCCGUUGUUUUAACGAAAGAUUAGGCAAGUAGGUAAAAGUAACAGAAAGGGGGAAAAAUUAGAGAGAGAAAAAAGGGAGGGAAAAUAAAGGAAGAAGAAGAAGAUUGGUUUUCGUCUUCACUGAAAACAAGUCUUGUGUGAGGUUCCGGAAUCCCCCCAAAUCACCGUUUCUGAAAAACGCUUUUCUUGAAAGUUCCUCUACUCCGCGCCGGGAGCGUCCUUCAGCAUUCUUGUCGCGUGCUUUAUCCAUUUCUUCUUGCUUCUCCCUGCUAGGGUUUCGCCAAAUCUCUAAUCAGAUCUAUAAAUAAUUACAUAAUCGUAAUGGAGAUGGAGGAAGACGUCAAGGAGAUGAAACCUUCCACUCCUCCCAGAGUUUCCACUGCCUCUACUUCUUCUUCUUCCAAUCCUCCGGUAAAAGAAGAAGAAAUUGAUGGUAUCGAGGCUCGAUUUAAUGAUUUCUGCAAGAGCACGUUGUCAAUGGAGGAUGAUUGCACAAAGAGCGAAGCCCUCAAGUUAUUCAGAGAAAGCAAGCAUCUUUUGUUAAGCAGUGCUUCCAAUAUUGGGACUGGUCUUCUUGAAGAAGCUGAACGAUACUGGUUUGCCUUUGUACUUUUCUCUGUUAAGAGGUUGAGUUCGAGGGAAGCACCACAUAAUUCCAGUGAAAAUAACAAUACCUUCACUUUGUGUCACAUAUUAAGACUGGCCAAGCUCAACUUUGUUGAUUUUUUCAAAGAACUUUCUCAGUUUAUUCUUAAAGUUGGGCCUAUUUUAGCUAAUGUAUACGGAGUGGAUUGGGAGAAAAAGUUCAAGGCAAAGGAAUUGCAGGCAAACUUUGUACACUUGCAAGUAUUGAGCAAGUUCUACAAGCGAGCCUUCCGAGAAUUGUUCGAGACAAAUGAUGUCAGUGACAAGGACUCUGCCGUCACCAAUCCGCUGGACUGCACGGACUAUCAUCGUUUUGGGUGGCUGCUGUUUCUUGCACUUCGUGUCCAUGUGUUCGGCCCUGUUAAGACUGUGGUGACCGAUACCACUGGUUUAGUAUCGAUAUUGGCGAUUCUGAUCACACACGUUCCUAUUCGCUUCCGGAAGUUCAGUAUCAAUGAUUCCUCACGCUUUGUUAGGAAAGGUGAUAAGGUAGAUAUAAUUGCAUCGCUCUGCAAAUCAUAUGAGACGUCAGAAGUUGAGUUGAAGACAACCUUGGAGAAAACAAAUCAGCUUAUAGUUCAGCUGCUGAAGAUGAAGUCUCAACCAGCAUCAGAGUGCAAAAAGGAAUCUCUGGACAAUAUUGAUACAGAUGGGUUGGUCUAUUUUGAUGAUCUUAUGGAAGAGCCGUCCCUAUCUUCUUGUCUGAGAAUACUAGAAAAAGAUCAUGAUGAUGCACUUCAUGAUAAAGUUGAAAUCGAUGAAAGAAUUUUUGUUAAAGAAGAGGAUAGCUUGCUUGGGUCUGGGAGUUUGUCUGGCGGCGCAGUUAAUUUGAGUGGUGGCGCAGUUAAUUUGAGUGGUAGCAAGAGGAAGAUUGAUAUGAUGGCAUCACCAGCAAAAACAAUCACAAGCCCACUGUCUCCUUUCCGUUCUCCUUCUGCAUCUCAUACGAAUGCUACUGCUGGAGGUGGCAGUCAAAGGAUGGCAGCUACUCCCGUAAGCACCGCGAUGACUACUGCAAAAUGGCUUCGUGCGGUCAUAGCUCCACUUCCAUCAAAACCGUCUCCGGAGCUGGAGAAGUUUCUUUCAUCUUGUGACAGAGAUGUAACUGGUGAUGUUGUCAGGAGAGCGCAGAUAAUACUGGAGGCUAUAUUUCCAAGUUAUGGUCCAGGAGAAUAUGCUUCUGCUGGAGGGCCUCAAAUGACAAGCUUGAUGGAUAAUGUAUGGGCGGAGCAUCGCAGGAUUGAGGCUCUGAAAUUGUACUACCGGGUCCUGCUUGCUAUGUGUGUGGCAGAGUCUCAAAUUCUGCAUGCAAACAACUUGACCUCUUUGCUAACCAAUGAGAGGUUCCACAGGUGUAUGCUUGCUUGUUCUGCAGAGUUAGUCCUUGCUACACAUAAGACAGCAACAAUGUUAUUUCCAGCAGUUUUGGAAAGAACUGGUAUUACAGCUUUUGAUCUUAGCAAGGUGAUAGAGAGUUUUAUUAGACAUGAAGAAAGUCUCCCUAGGGAGUUAAGAAGGCAUCUAAAUUCCUUGGAAGAGCGACUUUUGGAAAGUAUGGUAUGGGAGAAGGGCUCUUCUAUGUACAACUCCCUGACCGUUGCAAGACCAGCUCUUUCUGCAGAAAUAAACCGACUUGGAUUAUUGGCAGAGCCAAUGCCAUCUUUGGAUGCAAUUGCAAUGCACAUUAAUAUGUCCUCUGUUUCAUCAAUACCGAAGAAUGAAACUGUCCCUGGUGCACCUGUUCUGAAUGGAGAUAUCCGUUCACCUAAAAGACUCUGCACUGAGCUUCGUAGUGUGCUGGUAGAACGAAAUUCCUUCACUUCACCCGUGAAAGAUCGGCUAAUGGCCCUUAACAAUCUGAAAUCAAAGUUUCCAUCUCCAGCUUUGCAGUCUGCAUUUGCCAGCCCUACGCGGCCAAAUCCUGGUGGUGGAGGGGAAACUUGUGCAGAGACAGCAAUCAGUGUAUUCUUUGGAAAGAUUGUAAAGUUAGCGGCUGUCAGAAUUAAUGGUAUGGUGGAGAGACUUCAGCUGUCUCAGCAGAUCAGGGAGACUGUUUAUUGUUUCUUUCAGAAAAUUCUUAGCCAGCAGACGUCCCUUUUCUUUAACCGCCACAUCGACCAAAUUAUCCUCUGUUGUUUCUAUGGAGUUGCUAAGAUUUCAAAUCUCAACAUUACCUUUAAGGAAAUCGUAUUCAACUAUAGAAAACAACCACAUUGCAAGCCACAAGUCUUCCGCGGUGUUUUUAUUGACUGGUCAACAACGCGCCGCACUGGGAAAACUGGGCAAGAUCAUGUUGACAUCAUUACAUUUUACAAUGAAGUAUUUGUUCCUUCUGUUAAACCUCUUCUAGUAGAGCUCUCCCCAGCUGGAGCAGUUCAUACAGAUAACCACAGUGCUACAGCUACUAAUGAUAAUGAUGGUCAAUGCCCUACUUCUCCAAAGGCUUCAUCAUUUCCAAGUCUUCCUGACAUGUCACCAAAGAAAGUCUCUGCAGUGCAUAAUGUAUAUGUGUCUCCCCUGAGAUCAUCUAAGAGGGAUGCUUUGAUAUCACAUACCUCCAAAAGUUACUAUGCUUGUGUAGGAGAAAGUACGCAUGCAUACCAGAGCCCCUCAAAAGACUUGACUGCAAUUAACAAUCGCUUGAAUGGUAAUCGGAAGCUUCGGGGCGCACUGAAUUUUGAUGAUGUCGAUGUUGGCUUGGUUAGUGACUCUCUUGUGGCAAACAGUUUGUAUCUUCAGAAUGGGAAUGGUGUAUCAUCAUCUUGUCCACCGUUGAAAUCUGAGCAGCCUGAUUCAUAAUAGUAAAGAAGAACGUACUUAGUGUAAAUAUUGUUUUGUGUAUUGGUCUUUUGACUUAAUGAUGUUCUCUUCUCAAAUUUAAAGCAGUGAUAACAAAGGGGCAUUGUAUGUGCGGUGACGUCUAUAAUGGCCGCCACAGCCCCUACUGAUGCUUAUGCAUAAUGUUCUUUCUGAUUCUCUGGAGUUGUAUCUGGUUCCAUUCAAUCCAAUCUAGAUAUGCAAUCAUUUCGCUCAUUAUGUUCUUCUCAAGUUUGCUCCUUUUUCAUUAACUGCUCGUGAUUUAAAUUAAGAGCAAUGUGAUUGAAGACUCAUUUUGUAUUUGAUACUGUUUGGUAGUGAUCUGGUUAUGACGGAAGUUACUGUGUUGUGUGAUUUUCUGAUUGAAUUGAGACAUGAUUUAGCGGCAAACAGCUUAGCCUUUGUGACUGGAGUCCCUGAGUCGUUUCUCUAUCAGUAGUACGUUUGGAAUUCACCCCUAGUUAAAUCGUUUCUGUUUUUUCUUACCUUUUUCUCCAAAACAAAGAAUAUGAAAAGAGGGGGGAAAAAGAGAUAAAAAACUCUCAUUAAUAUUUGUGAUAGUUCUACAAUUGAACAUGAUACACUAUACUUAGGUCACAACCUGAAACUGUUUCUGUAGUACUCCCUCCGUCCCAUAAUUAUUGUCCAGUUUGGGUUUUCACUUUUAGUACAAUUUGAACUAAAAAUAAAAACUCAAACAGGACAAUAAUUAUGGGACGGAAGGAGUAUUUUGUUUACAAAUUGAAAAGAAGUUUUCGGUUCCCUCCUCAAAAGGGGAAUAUGCAAGCAAGCAGAGUUGAUAUAACGCUUCUGAAACCCAAGGAGCAAACUAUGCAAACUGAGUGGAUGGACCAAACAACACUGAAAACAAAGGCAGCAGGAGCUCAAAAUCAUUGAUGCAAAAGACCAAAACUCAAAACCAUGGCAAGCUGGACAAGUCGCUGGUGGUGGACGCGUCACUAGCCCCAUAACCAUAAUCGUAACCAAGAGAAGUAAAAGAUUGAUGCACAAAAUCACAACUUCCAGGUGACUCUGUGUUGAACCCUGAGUAAUUUGCUGUAGCAGAACUAAUGACAGGGUUGUCGUACGGAUCAACAGAUGGUGAUCCGCUGAAACUUGGGCGGCCACCCUCCGACAACUCAAGAAAACUCAUGCCAUUGAGAAUAUCACACCCCACAUCUGAAAGUAGGGGCGGCUCAUUUGAAGUCCCAAAAUAGGUUGAAGUAAUAUCAGGUGGCAGUGGAGGCAAUUCAGCAUUAUUGGUUUCUUUUUUCUUCAAGUUAGUGCUGGAGCCGUACAUGUUGAAGCUGCUGCUGUUCAUCAUCAUGGCAGUGGUAGCGUCAUAGCCAGCCGUAUCCUGUUGGUACAAGCUGCUCCUGUCUGCAGAAGUAUGGUGUGCGUGAUCGCGCUGGCCAUCAAAGAAUGAAAACUGGUGACUGUGGUCAUGAUAUAGCUGCUGUUGCUGUUGUGAAAAAGAAUCGGAAAAGUUUAGGAGCUGUCCGGUUUGAUUGUAAACAUUGUUAGGAAGAAUAUGAUGGUUGGCGUGGGAUUCUUCAUCAGGUGAGACGAUACAGGUAAGGGAUGAACCAGGAGGCAUGUCUGAGUAGACGAAAUUGGUGCGAGCCCUGGAUCCCCUCAUGGAGCGAGCUGCCCUGUCAUACGCCAAGGCAGCUUCCUCUGCAGUGUCAAAUGUCCCCAGCCAGUGCCUCUCUUUCGUCGUCGGGUCUCUUAUCUCAGCUGCAUAUCUGCCCCAUGGCCUUCUCCUCACUCCAAGAAACCUGUUGUUGUUUCCAUCUUGCUGUUGCUGCUGUUGCGGCUGAUUCUUCUUUUUUCCUUUCAAGGGAGAAGAACCUGCAGAAGCCUUAUUCAUAUUUCUAAUCUCAGUGAGUUAAUUUGCUGCGCAGAAUGAGGAGAGUUACAAAAAGGUGGCAGAAAUAUGCUAUGAAUUUGCGGCUUUGGAGUCAGGAAGAAUGAGUAAAAGUGAGAUUUUGUUUGGGACUAUAUAAAUGUAGAUAUAGAGUCAGCUAAAAGAGAAAGAAAGGAAUUCUGGUUGCAGGAAAUUAAGUUUGGCUUGUGCUUCUGAACUCUGAUUAAGAUUCUGUGUGGCAAUAUUGCAGAAAUGGUGGCAGAGGAGUUUAAAUAGAGGGAGGCAGAAUCCUGUAGGCUGCUAGCUUCUAAGAUACUGCGGGAGGGUGGUGGUGACACAGUGGGUGUUUGUCCAGUACUGCAUGCUUAUGCUUCUUCUCAUGAGUUUACUUGAAUUUUUUUUUUUCUUUUU
This is a messenger RNA of Oldenlandia corymbosa var. corymbosa, 5869 nucleotides long. The record is from the annotation of a GenBank genome assembly. Lineage: Eukaryota; Viridiplantae; Streptophyta; Magnoliopsida; Gentianales; Rubiaceae.